This is a messenger RNA of Salmo salar (Atlantic salmon), 3623 nucleotides long. It is a transcript of the gene vps35l, whose product is annotated as VPS35 endosomal protein sorting factor like. Gene Ontology annotation, cellular component: endosome. Gene Ontology annotation, biological process: endocytic recycling. The record is from RefSeq and is a predicted model, not a curated record. Lineage: Eukaryota; Metazoa; Chordata; Actinopteri; Salmoniformes; Salmonidae.
GGAAAUUAUGUUUUUUCGUACUCUUCGAAAUGUCAAUAAAAUCGUUCCCUACUGAUCUGUGGAUCUAUUCAAGUCACGCUAAGCCACCCAUCCUUUUUUAGAUUUUUAUGUUUAAUGAGUACUUUAAAAUAAAAUCUGGACAAAUCUCUUAUUAGAGGAGAAAACGGUGUCGUCUCAGAAUUAGUACUACAACCAGGAAGUGUAGACGUCAUAUGACUGGAGAAAAAUGGCUGCUGUGCAGUGGCACUCUCGUGCACGCAGGUAUGAGUCUGAACUGCAGAGCUGUGGCCUGGAGGUCGCCCCAGUGGAGUUUAGCGACUACCAUCCCCUCAAGUCCAUCACUGUGACAGACUCCAAGUCGCGGAGGGGAGCGCGUAAAGGCAGCACCUCCUCCUCUUCCUCCUCUUCCAGCUCUGCGGCACCAGAUCCCCUGAGCUCCAUGCUGGAUGGAACAGACCCCUUGUCCAUGUUUGCUGCAGCCUCUGCCAGCGAGUCCCCCCUAACCCUCUCACAGAGCAGCUCCACUGGGGACUUGGGUAGAGGAAAGAGGAGGGAGAAGGAGGAUGAGGUUGGAGUGGACUUUGAACCGUGGUCAUCCAAACGGGGAGAAAUCCUUGCCAGGUUCACUACCACGGAGAAGCUCUCCAUUAAUCUCUUCAUGGGCUCAGAUAAAGGCAAGGCUCCCAGUCUUGCCUCCUCUGCUGUAUCGGAGAAGGUGCGAACUCGCCUAGAGGAGCUGGAUGACCUGGAAGAGGGGUCUCAGCGGGAGCUGCUGAAUCUGUCCCAGCAGGACUAUGUGAACCGUAUCGAGGAGCUCAACCAGUCUCUAAAAGAGGCCUGGGCCUCUGACCAGAAGGUCAAGGCCCUCAAAAUCGUCAUCCAGUGCUCCAAGCUGCUGUCAGACACAGCUGUGAUUCAGUUCUACCCAAGCAAGUUUGUCCUCAUCACAGACAUUCUGGACACCUUUGGACGUCUGGUGUAUGAGAGGAUCUGGUCCAUGUGUUCUGACCCUCGCCCCCUACCAGAUCCCUGUCCAGACUCCUUUACAGCUGAUGAAGUGAAUGACACGGCCAAGGAGACCUGCCUCAACUGGUUCUUCAAAAUUGCCUCCAUCAGAGAACUCAUCCCUCGACUAUAUGUAGAGGUAGCUCUCCUGAAGUGUAACCGUUUCUUGACCAAGUGUGGGAUCCAGGAGACGGUGCCUCGCCUCACAGCUAUGAUCCGGGGGAUAGGGGACCCCCUGGUGGCCGUGUAUGCCCGGGCCUACCUCUGUAGGAUUGGGAUGGAGGUGGCUCCUCACCUGAAGGACAGCCUGAACAAGAACUUCUUUGACCUGCUGGGGACGUUCCGUCAGAUCCACGGCGACAGUGUCCAGAACCAGCUGGUCCUGCAGAGGGUGGAGAUCCCCGUCUACCUGACCCUCUACUCCCCCGCCAUCCACUGGAUCCUGCAGUGUGUCUCCUACAGAGCACCAGAGGCCCUGCUAACAGAGAUGAUGGAGAGGUGCAAAAAGCUUGGGAAUAAUGCCCUGCUGCUGAACUCGGUGAUGUGGGCGUUCAGGGCGGAGUUUAUCGCGACGAGAGCCACCGACUUCAUCGGCAUGAUCAAGGACUGCGAUGAGGCAGGAUUCCCUAAGCACCUGUUGUUUGGCUCUCUGGGCCGCAGUCUGGCCUGUGCUGACCCUCCUGAGGCAGAAAGGCUGCCCAUCCUCAAUGAGGCCUGGAAGGUCAUCACCAAAGUGCGAAGUCCACAGGAUUACAUCAACUGUGCUGAGAUCUGGGUGGAGUUCACCUGUCGUCACUUCACUAAACGUGAGGUCAACACUGUGCUCUCUGACAUCAUCAAGCACAUGACCCCAGACCGGGCCUUUGAGGAUGCCUACCCUCAGCUUCAGUCCGUGAUACGGAAGAUCCUCACCUACUUUCAUGACUUCUCUGUCCUCUUCUCCAUGGAGCGUUUCCUUCCCUUCAUGGACAUGUUCCAGAAGGACAGCGUCAGGGUGGAGGUGUGUCGCUCCAUCAUGGACGUGUUCAUCAAACACCAGCAGGAGCCCACUAGAGAUCCUGUCAUCCUCAAUGCUCUACUCCACGUCUGCAAGACCAUGCACGACUCUGUCAAUGCUCUGACGCUGGAGGAUGAGAAGAGAUCUCUGGCCUUAUUGAUCAAUGGCUUCAUACGCAUGGUGUCGUUUGGCCGUGACUUUGAGCAGCAGCUGAGUUUCUGUGUGGAGGCCCGGGCCACCUUCUGUAACCUGGAGCCAGUGCUGGUGCAGCUCAUCCACACUGUGAACCAGCUGGCCAUGGAGACAAGGCGUGUGAUGAGGGGGAGCCACUCCCGCAAGACUGCUGCUUUUGUCAGGGCAUGUGCUGCCUACAGCUUCAUCACCAUUCCCUCCCUCACCAGCAUCUUCAGCCGCCUCAACCUCUACCUGCUGUCUGGGCAGGUGGCCCUGGCCAACCAGUGUCUUUCCCAGGCGGAUGCAUUCCUGAAGGCAGCGGUCAGUGUGUUGCCAGAGGUGCCACGCAGUAUCAGCAUCGAGGGCAAACUGCGCUCUUCUGAGGGCUUCCUGCUUGACUUCAUCAACAACUUCCUGUCAGCACUACUAGUUGUGCCGGACCACCCAGAGGCAGGGGUGUUGUUCCUUGUGCGUGGGCUGCUCAACAUGGUGCAGGACUACACCUGGGAGGACAACAGUGACGCCAAGGUCCAAGUCUACAUCAGCGCCCUGCCACUACUGGCUGCCAUGAGUCAGGAGAGCUACCUCUAUUCCAUCCCCAAAGUGGACUCGAAUGAAACACUUUAUGGAGGAGAUCCCAAGUUUUUGGCAGAGAUCAACAAGUUAUGUGAAACUCUGAUUGGACAAGUGCUGGACCACCUCAAGACCUUGGGUAGAGAUGAGAGUGUUCAUAGACAGGGUAGUCUGGCCUUCUCUCUGUUCGGCUGCCUCCUGGCUCAUGGGGACCUACGCAACAACAAACUCAACCAGCUGGCUGUCAACCUGUGGAAUCUGAGCCACAAGCAGGGCUACUGCAACACACGCACCUCUGUGCGGACACUAGAGUUCAUCAAGCACCAGGCCCAGCAGCCAGACAUGGCUCACUUCUCAGACAUGCUUCAACGCCUCACCUUGCAGUCCAGGACCUGAGGACAUUGACUACAUCCCCUUUUCCCAUAUAUCUAUAUGCACUGUAGGGAUUGCCUCAUCUUAUAAUUGCAUUAUCUGUUUAGUGCCCACGAUCUGUGAACCAGGAUCUUGGAGGGCUGUACAUGUUCUGAUUCUCAUCCUUCAGUAUUUCAUUUGGACCUAGUAAACUAGGUGUGUAGACUAGCCAAUCAACUGAUUAAUUCAUUGCCAGAUUGAUAUGAAAACUCAAGACAGAUCAGUCCUCAAGGACUGGAGCUAGACAGCCCUGCAAACAGAGGUCCUUGGUACCAUUGUUGGAAAGAUUUAAAAAAAUGAAGAUUCAUGCAAUGCCGUUAAACUUCCCUGCAUUUCAGUGAUUGUACACUUGUUUAUGGAUUUGUACUGUACUGAAAUUGUUUCUCCAUUCUGUGCAAACAUUUUGUAUAUCGUUGUAAAAUGUCUGAACGUACGUGAUUUGAAAAAAGCAAAACCAAACCAA